GCCCGGCGGAAGUAAUACACGAUGCAAAAUGGCCGCAUUGGUUGCUAAAUGAACGAGUGGAAGAAAAGUCUAUAUUGAUGCUUAAACAUAUCCCCCGCUAUCCUAUCUAAUAAUAAUCAAUAUAUUCAGUGUUGUUGCGAUCAAUAUAUUUGGUCUCAUGGCAAACACGCUGGAUUUCCGGACCCAUGCUGAUCAGUCAUGCAGAUAUUCAGAAGAGUUUGUCAACAUUUAUUACGACUGCAUGGAUAAGAAGAGGAGGAACUUGACCCGACUCUACUUGGACAAGGCGACCUUGGUGUGGAACGGGAAUGCGGUGUCAGGGCAGGUUGCUCUUGGCGAGUUUUUUGAGUCCUUGCCCUCGAGCGAGUUCCAAGUUCAAACACUGGAUUGUCAGCCAGUACAUGAGCAGGCAACCCAAGGUCAGACUACACUGCUCGUGGUGACUGGUGGGACAGUGAAGUUCGAAGGGAACAAGCAGCGUUUCUUCAACCAGAACUUUCUUUUGACCGCUCAGGCUACACCCAACAAUGACCAGCCUGUUUGGAAGAUUGCUAGUGACUGCUUCAGAUUUCAAGACUGGAAUAGCUGAGGCCUUCCUCAUCGCCGCUUUUCACUCUAAAAUGUAUGAACACUCAACAGUGAUGAUCUAAUUCCAGUUUUUUUUUUAUUUCCGUUUUUGUAAUAAAAAAAAAUAAAAAUGUCAUACACCACACAAUACAAAAAAAAGGUUUAUUCUUGAAAUGUUGGAACAAGGCAUGUGUUCAUAAUGGAGUAAUAAAUACAAUUAGGAUCAUCAAACAACCAACUGUGAAGCAACUGUCAAUGUGUGCGUCUUUAAGUUUAAAUGAUGCAAAUCCAUCAACACGACAACACUUGGAAAAAAUACAUAGAAAACACUCCCUAUUAAAAUGAACAGAUAACCUUAUACCAAAUUGUACAUUAACCUGUGAACUGAAGUAAAAUAUGCACAGUAUUACAACAGGUUCUGACUAGCUAAUGCAAAUAACCAUCUCAUUAAUUUGUUAGUAGCAACACAUGCUUGCUCAUAAAUAAAUACACUGCCCACAAGAAUUUUGACAAAAGGGCUUUCUAUACAAGUAACCCACUAUUUGACAAUUUCAUAUAUUAGAACAUUUGCUUAUCUUCCUGAGUCAUUUAUGAUAACACAUUUUGGUCUUACUUACCGAAUAAAUUGACACAAUAGCAAAAGUAUAAAUUAAACAUCACUCAGAAAAAGAAAAUCUGUGGAUAAGCAGACACGAUCACAAGUAUGUUUAAUUCUAUAUGA
Anoplopoma fimbria (sablefish) is the source of this 1288-nucleotide messenger RNA. It is a transcript of the gene nxt2, whose product is annotated as nuclear transport factor 2-like export factor 2. Bases 158 to 589 code for a protein of 143 amino acids. Gene Ontology annotation, cellular component: nuclear pore central transport channel. The record is from RefSeq and is a predicted model, not a curated record. Gene Ontology annotation, biological process: protein import into nucleus. NCBI's taxonomy places the organism in Eukaryota, Metazoa, Chordata, Actinopteri, Perciformes, Anoplopomatidae. The transcript is spliced from 4 exons.